CGCCGCCGCCGCUGCCUCCGCCGCCGCCGCUCCUGUCACCGCCGCCUCUCCCGCCGCCGUCACUUUCGCAGCUGCUGCCGGCGCCGCGGGGCUGGGAGACAUGGCGGAGGGAGGCGCGGCGGACCUGGAGACCCAGCGCUCGGACAUCGCGGCGCUGCUCAAGACGGCGCUCCGCAAGGGCGACACCUGGUAUUUAGUGGAUAGCCGCUGGUUCAAACAGUGGAAAAAGUAUGUUGGAUUUGACAGCUGGGACAAAUAUCAGAUGGGAGAUCAGAAUGUUUAUCCUGGUCCUAUUGACAAUUCUGGACUUCUCAAAGAUGGGGACUGUCAGUCUCUCAAGGAACAUCUCAUUGAUGAGCUGGACUACAUUCUUUUACCAACUGAAGGCUGGAACAAGCUGGUUAGCUGGUAUACUCUUAUGGAUGGCCAGGAACCAAUUGCACGCAAGGUAGUUGAACAGGGUAUGUUUGUCAAGCACUGCAAAGUAGAAGUAUAUUUGACCGAAUUAAAAUUGUGUGAAAACGGAAAUAUGAACAAUGUAGUAACAAGAAGAUUUAGUAAAGCUGACACAAUCGACACAAUUGAAAAGGAGAUAAGGAAAAUCUUCAAUAUUCCAGAUGAAAAAGAGACCAGGUUGUGGAACAAAUACAUGAGUAACACAUUUGAACCUUUGAAUAAACCAGACAGUACCAUACAGGAUGCUGGCUUGUACCAGGGGCAGGUAUUAGUGAUAGAACAAAAAAAUGAAGAUGGAACAUGGCCAAGGGGUCCUUCAGCUCCAAAGGGCAUCUUGUGGUCUGCUGCGUCUUAUAGAGCGAAAAAUGCGGUACUUCAAAACCUACCUAUAUUGCCAUGUGAUCCUGCUGAAAGCAAAAGGGAGAAAAGGAGAAGAAAAUUCAAAAGAUGUUGAAGGAGGCGUGGGAGAAGAGAGAGAGAGUGGAACAGUUUCCUUUUCUAUAGAAAUGCUGUAAAUAUAAACUGAAAUGCAGAAGCUGAUUCUGCAUACUGUAUCUAGAUACAGAUUAAUAUGUAGCCGUUGUAUAAGCAUGAAGAUGUGUGGAAAUAAUUGCUAAAAUUGAGCAAGUUUCCAAAUUCAGCAGAAUAUGCGGCCAAGCAAACUUUGGAUGCUUAAAUACUUCCCCUAAGUGAUAGAAAGCAAUCAGACUGCUUUUAAGAUUGAAUGGUUAUAGCUACAGGUGAAGUACCUCUACAAAAUAAUGUUUAAUAUCUGUAAGAAUUUAACGUUUAAUAUUUACACUUUCAAAAAUCCUCCAAAACUUGAAUCUUUAUACCGAAUGUUAUAUAUUUGGUUUUGGUAUUGAAAUAGAUUUGGAGAAGGUUACAGUAGCCCGCUACUAUGCUGUGUGCUGAAUUAUUCAUUUGUAUACUCAAGACUUUAACUUCACCUUUAAGACCUUGUUCAUCUGGGCGUGAUGAGUACCUGUACUGUGCAGUAUACCCAUUCUAAUCUAAGGGAAAUUGCACCCUAGAACAGAUGGCCUUCCAGAUGGUGUUGGACUCCCAUUGACCCCAACCAGCACAGCGAAUUCUCUGGAAUGCUGAAAACUGGAGUACAACACAUCUUGGAAGGGGCCACAGUUUCCCACCCCUAUGCUAGAAAAUGCAGACAUUAUCUGGUUAGCCACCAAGACACAUGCCCAGUCAGAAAGUUGGAGGGAGGAAUUCCAUGUAGCACUGAGAUCAUGCCAUCAGCGCCAGCCUUUUGGCUUGCAAGAUCAGUCUUACAUCCCCAGUGUACUGUUGUGGGAGUUCCCCUGACACACACAUAUUUGUGGGGUAGGGAGAGCGGCAAAAAGCCCAGUUGUGCUAGCCAGAGUCCUUGUGCUACCUUCCACUAGUAGGACUCGUUAGAUGAAUCUGACCCUUAAGGCACAUUAUUGAGUCAUCCUACUGAAGGUUAGCAGGUUUGAAUCUGGGUUUGGUCAAACAGGAGUCCCAUGCACAUUGACUUGAAUUCCAUUGUGGGGAAAGGUGGGAUAUAAAUGUAUUAAAUAAUAAUAAAUAAUAUGUCAGCACAUCAAAGAAGCCAUUGGGCCUUGCUUCAACAUGUUAGAUUUUUAGGUGCUAAUAUUUGUUGUGAUGCUGCUUUGUUACAGGCAGUUCCUUACCUAGAUGCUAGACACGUGUACUUAAACACAUUAAAUCAGCUUUUGUCUGCAUUCUUCAGAUACUUCAAUCAGUCACAUCACUGAUGAAAGUCAUUUUAGCUCUCUUUCCAUGUUGAUAAUUCAUCUUAAUACAUGCCAAGUGCUUGGGUGUUCAUAUAUUCUUGUUUCGCUAUUCUUUUUAGUUGUGUGACCCAUAUUUUAGGUUAUGUUAUAGGUAUGUAAUUGUUUGUUACUUUUACAUUUUGUUUAGCUCAUAAUUGAAGGUUUAGAUAUUUGACUAGUAGUAGAAGUAAUGGCUUGUAAUGAAUUAUUUACACUUUAUUCCACCCAGUAUGAGAUUCCAUAGUCACUUUGGUUUACAUUGAGGUCCUCCAUUGCUAUUAGAAAACAGAUAAACAGAGGACUCUCAAAGAAUAAUAUUAAUUGUGAAAUGAAAAACUUUUUCAGAAAUGUCUUUAAGCAGUAAUUAAUCAAAGCCCCCCCCAAAAUAAAAGUUUUUAUUUUCAAAAGUA
This is a messenger RNA of Podarcis muralis (Common wall lizard), 2641 nucleotides long. RefSeq names its product ubiquitin specific peptidase 15 (gene USP15). Gene Ontology annotation, biological process: protein deubiquitination. Gene Ontology annotation, cellular component: nucleus. The record is from RefSeq and is a predicted model, not a curated record. Gene Ontology annotation, molecular function: cysteine-type deubiquitinase activity. NCBI's taxonomy places the organism in Eukaryota, Metazoa, Chordata, Lepidosauria, Squamata, Lacertidae.